AUGACGACCGAACCACCCUGCCGCCUAGCAUUUUUUUCACACCCACGCACCGCAUCGAACCUCAUCCUCAAGAUCCUAAACAUCUCCUCGCAGCACGACGUACUCGAACACCCCGACCUACCUGACUACGGCCACAGUUUCAGCCCCGCCAUCAAGCUUAAAGUCGAUGGCCAGCGCGUUCGAAAGCCCAGCGAAUGGACAGAAGAAGAACGUACAGCAACGAACGACCAUUACGGAAAAGGUCUUGCUACCGUCAUAGAAUACGCCGCUUUAGCCGAGACCCAGGGCAGGAUUGCGUUUUUCCGCGAACACAGCAUAUCGAUAUCAGACCCGGUUGCGCAAUACUGCUUUUAUUCUGGAACGAGUGUGGACAGCGAAGAGGCUUGGUCGAAUUCCUCCGCCCACACAACGCGAAACAGAACUUUACUUCCCGACGACUUCCUCCGGCAAUGGUAUCCCAUUUUCGUGAUCCGCCACCCAGCAUCAGCAUUCUCAUCCUACUACCGCGUGCUCAAAGCCUCAGACUCAGGUCCAGAGAAGAUACUGCAGCAAGCCACAAUGGUAAACACCUACCACUGGACACGCACCCUGUACGAUCUCUACAAACACACAUUCGGCAUUACCGGAAUAAUUCUCGACGCAGAUGACGUCGUCGCGAAUCCCCAAUUGCUUAUCAACGCCAGCAAGCGUGUUGGCUUGGACCCGCAGAAGCUCAAGUUCACCUGGAAUGCGACGUCGAGUAAGGCGGAGAUUACGGCGAAGACGACGCAUGAUCCGCAGCACUUGGAGUUUAUGGAGACGCUGGAUCGGUCGACGGGGGUCAUCAGGGGGGAUUUGAGGGGGAAACUUGAUGUGGGAGUUAUGGGGGGGAAGUGGAGGGAAGAGUUUGGCGAGGAGGAGGGCAGGAGGCUUGAGGGGUGGGUGGCGGCUGCCAUGGAUGAUUAUAGAUAUUUGGAGCAGGAGAAGUUUAGGGCGUGA
This is a messenger RNA of Alternaria rosae, 978 nucleotides long. RefSeq lists its product as uncharacterized. The record is from RefSeq and is a predicted model, not a curated record. The transcript has a single exon. NCBI's taxonomy places the organism in Eukaryota, Fungi, Ascomycota, Dothideomycetes, Pleosporales, Pleosporaceae. The coding region runs from base 1 to 978 and encodes 325 amino acids.